Messenger RNA from Trematomus bernacchii (emerald rockcod), 2408 nucleotides. RefSeq names its product TSEN15 tRNA splicing endonuclease subunit (gene tsen15). Gene Ontology annotation, molecular function: nucleic acid binding. The record is from RefSeq and is a predicted model, not a curated record. Gene Ontology annotation, biological process: tRNA splicing, via endonucleolytic cleavage and ligation. The transcript has 4 exons. NCBI's taxonomy places the organism in Eukaryota, Metazoa, Chordata, Actinopteri, Perciformes, Nototheniidae. The coding region runs from base 94 to 543 and encodes 149 amino acids.
AACACAUCUGACACAUGCCGCCGCGACAGCAGCGCUAUGUCGGGACAUUAAACCGUGCUGUAUGAGACAUUAGACUGUAGAUAAGUUAUUAAAAUGUCGGAAGUGUCACACAGAGCAGAGGAAGCUCCUAACUGGAUCCUCGUGCACCCAGCAUAUCAGCAAAUGAAAAGUCUGGAGGUGGAGGACAGUGCACAGGUACACGCAGCUUUCCUCGUGUACAUGGAUCUGUCUGAGGUGCGUCAGUGGAAAGAGGUGUCAUGUGUCAAGAGUCCUGAGCUGCAGGUGGUUCUGCUGGAAGGGAGGGAGAAGGAAGGAGCACCCAUCCAGACAGUUUUUCCACUGCCUACUCACCGACCUCUGAGCCACCAAAGCAUACGUCACGUGCUAGACCGAGGCUUUCCCAUGCUGCUGUGUGCCGUAGCCUCUGACUCCACCCUGGUGUACCAGAGGAUGACUGAUGGCUUGGUGACACCGGACCCUCCUACUGGUCCCUUCCAGGAUAUGGGUCGCCGGCAGCACCGGAAGAGGCGGAAGCAGCAGUGAGACGGGUCCAGCUGCAGAGCUCCAGGAUCGGGCCCAACUCAUCCAUUGGACCCUUUUAUGUCCAAAGCUUAGAGAAGGAAGUGAUGUCAGAAACUGUGUCACAGAGAUGAUAAUCCGGAUAUGAUAACAUACAUUCAUCAGUACUAGAGGGGUAUUUUUUGUAGGUGCAAAAAGUCUAUGGGAUUUUCACAAUUGAUUUUGGAUUAUAGCAGAAAAUGAACUCUGGCAAACGGAUGGUUACGAUACUCGCAUGUUUUGUUCAGCAGGAUAAUGUUCACAUAUUAAGUAAAUAAGACAACGUAAGGCUAUAAACAAACGGUCGUGGUCACAUGACUUCACGUCUCCUCCACUUAGCUAAAAGCGGCUAGUGUUUAGUGUGAUGACGUUAGUAGUCUCAUUUAGCCACUUAAUAGCAACCGCCGUUGUGAAGACACAAAGAAAAUGACUCGUACCUGCACCACUAUAUAAGCCACACAACCUCUACCAAUAACAAGGUUAACAAUACAUUCUGUUCUAAGUUAUGUAAUGUUAAGUAGCAAAAACUUGAGCUAACCUUAUGAGUUGGCUCACGUUCGCUAACUAUGCUAAUGGUGAUGUCUGCUGAAAUAUUUAAAUUCUUUGCUCUUUGUUCCUGUUGUGCUAACUUUCAAUUAAUUUGCAAAUGACAUUAGCAUAGCUAGAAAUCUCCUAGGGUUAGCAUAGGUUAUUUGUUGCUUUGUGUGACUUCUUUUUUUAAGCUACAGUUGUACCAAAUAUUAAGGUUGUAAUGUUUAUCUUUGUAUUAUAAGGGGAAGUUGUGUGGCAUAGACAUGAUGUAUUAAAUAUAAACUCAGUAGGCUACUUUAAUGAAUCCCCAAUUAACGGGAUAAAGAAACUACUGCACAAUAUAAUACAGUGGCAAGUGAAUGUUAAUUAUUGAUAAUGAAUCGCGAUAAAACACAAAGGAUUUUCCACCUUACCACACACUGAGUUUCCACCACCAGUAUCAAUGCCAAGGUGGGCCAGAGCCUGGAGCUUCGCAGGGGGAUGCUAUCAGAAGCACUGACCGGCUGGAGUGAGAAGACACUUUGGUGCUUUGUACGAAUAAAGAAGAGCAGAAUUGGACAGAGACACUGUAAGCCGCUCUUAAAAAAAAGGUGUACUGAUAACAUGUCAGCAGAGCAACAUGGACACAAAUGCAUCUCUAGGAAACCUUUAGUUACAUCCUACUAGGGGAAACAGACAGACGAGACAUGCCAUGUUUGAGAGAUUAGUUGACUGGGUGCUUCUUCAAUGGAACCAAGGAUAUUUAAACCAUUGUUUAACGCAGCAAUUCAGUUAAUUUGAAUCAUACUAAAACCGGCUGAGCUACAGUGAGUAUAUUGUCGACAAAAUGAUUCAUCUGGCAGGAGUGAGACAAUACUGUAAGCUGUAUGGAUAACUUACUGAAAACACUUUUUAUUUUCUAAAAAAACAAAAGUUCAACAUAGAAACACAACAUAUUACUGGUGAGCGAAAUACAUAAUCAGACUUGUAUGUGAUGAAGCAGUGUCCACCCUGUAGGUAUAACACGGGACGGAUACUGAAGCAGGGGACAUGGAAGACCCUGCUGUGUGAGUGCACGAGUGUCUGCUCAAACAGUGUCUUUAUGAGAGGAAGGACUUGACCACUUGAGACAAAGAUUACAACACUUCAACCCUGAGCCUUAUUCAACAUAGAUUCUCUACAUCAUAGCAGAAAACAGACAUGGACAGACGCUACGAAAAUGGUUGCGUCCAGAAAUAAGGAGUAAAUGAGAAAAUGUUUUUGUUUUUGCUUUUCAAGAAUAAAGUAGCAAAUGUUGAGAAUAAUUGUCCAACUGAGAAAAUAUCUAACCACUAGCGUUA